Molecule: messenger RNA, 3630 nt
Organism: Corticium candelabrum
Lineage: Eukaryota; Metazoa; Porifera; Homoscleromorpha; Homosclerophorida; Plakinidae
Exons: 5
Coding region: 137-3478 (1113 amino acids)
Source: RefSeq, a predicted model, not a curated record
AACGGCGAACGGAAAAAUUAGAACGCAGCUUGACGAAGUCUCUCAGAAAUACGGGACUUCAACAACAAUUGAUUAGUGACUAAACAUACUGCCCGGAUCAAGGAAGUUCUGUGAUCAGAGUUCUUAUUCUCUAAUCAUGCGCGGCAAUGGCUGUGACAAGAAGGUUGGCGUUGAGAGUAGAACGUGCUGGCUGCUCACAGUGCUCACAGUGUCACUUGUAGUCAAUGUCGUGUUCGCUGCUGUUUGCUAUGUCACCAUGAGAAAUCAACAGAGCGACAUUCUCGAUCUGCAGAAGAAAAUGGCAGAGCUGCAAGAGCAGCAGUCAGCAACAAGUGAGAUGAAGCACGAGAUAAGUGACAUUUUAUCAGUGAAUGCAGCAGACAGAGAGAAGAGAUCAGUAUUGUCUUCCAAUUCAUCGUCUCGUGUAGCAGUCGAUGUUGGGUCGGUGUUUGUAUCAGCAAUCAAAAGCAUGUGUAAACCAGAAGGAGUUGUCUGCAUCCCAGGAGCAAAAGGAGAAGGUGGACAAGCAGGCAGAGAUGGGUUGCCGGGAGUAAAUGGAUUAGCAGGAAGAGAUGGAAAGCCUGGCAGAGAUGGACGUCCCGGUAUUGAUGGAAAUCCUGGCAGUGAUGGCACGCCAGGUAAAGAUGGAGAACCCGGUGAUGAUGGUUUGCCGGGUCGAGACGGUUUGUCUGGUGCUACCGGCAGAGAUGGUCCCAUCGGUUUAAGCGGUCCACCUGGUAAGCCUGGAGCUAAGGGAAUGGGAUUGCCUGGAAAGCAAGGUCCAAUAGGGAUACCUGGUGUGAAGGGAGAGAAAGGAGAAAGGGGGGAGAAGGGAGGGAAAGGAGACAUCGGAGGGCAAGGGAUACAAGGGGUUAAAGGAAUUCGGGGAGAAAAGGGAGAGCGAGGUGACAGAGGCGAACGAGGAUAUACUGGUUUUAAGGGAGAGAUGGGAGAGACCGGCGAGAAAGGACUGCCAGGGGAGAAAGGUAAUAGAGGGAUACAAGGCGAGAAAGGAGAGACGAGUAAAGUAACAUUACCAAGUCAGUGUAAUAACUCGAACCAUCAAGUUUUAUCCAACAAGUGGAGAAAAGUUUCCUACACAAAAGCCGGUUUUCGUUGCGAUGCAAAGACGACUGGAUUUCAACCAGGAUGGUACGUAUUUGAUGCUAGUAUUGGAGGAAAAAUGCCUCAGACGUGCCCACCAACUGGUCGUUGUGGAGCGUUUGCGCCGGGAUGGCUGAAGGGAUCUCACCCGACCGAAUUCGGACAGACGAGUAAAGAAACGGUUUGUUUUCAUUGGAAUGAAAAGUGCUGUAACCUGCAGGUGACUGUCGAUAUCACCAACUGUGGAGGAUUCUAUGCAUACAAGCUGCCUUAUACGUCGAACGUGUGUUCUUCGGUGUAUUGCGGGGAUGCCUCUGAAUCAGUUGAGGUUGUAGACAUUUCGACGAUCACGAGCAACAGCACGUCCGCAGCUGAUCACAAAGAGAAACGUUGGGUGAAAGAUCCGACACUUGGUUAUGUAGCAAUUAGAAAUCUGCAGAAUGUUGUGGCAGAUGUGCAGGAGGAUCUAUCUGCAUGCAGUGAAGUGAUGAAUCAGAUGAGUGGAAUGUCAUCAGAGAAUGCAUAUGCGGCAGACAGAGAGAAGAGGUCAGAUUUAUCUCCUAGUUCAUUAUCUCGACUAGGAGAUCUAGAAGGAGCGGUCUGCAUCCAGGGAGAGAAAGGAGAAGCUGGACAACCAGGAAGAGAUGGGUUGCCAGGGAGAGAUGGAAUUGGACUGCCAGGAAGAGAUGGAAUUGGACUGCCUGGAAGGGAUGGAAAUCCUGGUAGGGAUGGUGAACCUGGUGACCUUGGUUUACCAGGUAGAAAUAGUUUGCCUGGAGAUCCUGGCAAAGAUGGCUCUGUGGGCUUACCUGGUAAGCCUGGAGCUAAGGGAAUUGGAUUGCCUGGAAAGCAAGGUCCAAUAGGAUACCUGGUGGGAAGGGAGAGAAAGGAGAGAGAGGGGAGAAGGGAAGGAAAGGACUCGUCUGAGGGCAAGGGGUUAAAGGAAUUCAGGGAGAGAAGGGAGAGCAAGGGGACAGAGCGGCAGCAAAUACAAGAAAUCUCUCAUUGGUCUCAAGCUUCGCUCCGGCCGGCAGGCUGCACAUUGCCCUCGUGGUCACGAGACACGAAAUCACGUGGCAACUUGUCGUACUGUAGUAUAGUCUCGCGUAGCCAAACCCCUCCCCUUUUUAUAUCUACAGUUGAGAUUGCAGACUUUUCGAUGAUCACGAGCAGCAGCACGUCUGAAGGCAAACGCUGGGUGGCAAACCCAACAUGUUGGUUGCUUACAGCUUCACUGAUUGCCAAUGUUGUGAUUGCUACAGUUGGUUAUGUAGCAAUUAGAAAUUUGCAGAAUGAGAUGGCAGACGUGCAAGAGCAUUUAUCAGCAGCAAGUGAGAUGAAGCAUCAGAUGAGUGAUGUGUUGGUAGAAAAUGCAGCAAACAGGGAGAAAAGAUCGGCAUUGUCUUCCACUUCAUCAUCUCGACUAGCAGUCGAUGUUGGGUCAGUGUUUGUAUCAGCAAUCAAGAGUAUGUGCAAACCAACAGGAGCUGUGUGCAUCCCGGGAGGAAAAGGAGAAGCUGGACAAUCAGGAAGAGAUGGGUUGCCUGGAAUAAAUGGAUUGCCUGGACGGGAUGGAAAACCAGGCAGUGAUGGCACGCCAGGUAAAGAUGGAGAACCUGGUGACAAUGGUUUGCCAGGUAGAGAUGGUUUGUCUGGUGCUACUGGCAGAGAUGGUCCUGUGGGUUUACGUGGUCCACCUGGUAAGCCUGGAGCUAAGGGAAUGGGAUUACCUGGAAAGCAAGGUCCAAUAGGGAUACCUGGUGGGAAGGGAGAGAAAGGAGAGAGAGGGGAGAAGGGAGGGAAAGGAGACAUUGGAGGGCAAGGGAUACAAGGGGUUAAAGGAAUUCAGGGAGAAAAGGGAGAGCAAGGUGAUAGAGGUGAACGAGGCUAUACUGGUUAUAAAGGAGGGAAAGGGGAAAGGGGGAUGACCGGAGAGAAAGGAACGAGAUGGGGAAAAGGUGGUAAAGGAGAGAAGGAAGAACUAGAAUUACCGUUACCAAGUCAGUGUAAUAAGGCAAAUCAUAGUGUCUUGUCUGAGACACGGAGGAAAGUUUCAUCAAGUCAAGCUAAGUUUGGAGAGCAUUGUGAUAAUAAAUUGCAAUCGGGAUGGUAUGUAUUUGCUGCUAGUAUUGGAGGACAAAUGCCUGAGACAUGCCCACCAACAAAUCACUGUGGAACAGAUGCACCAGGAUGGCUAAAAGGAACUCAUCCCACUGUAGUUGGACAGAGCAGUAGAAACACGGUAUGUUUUCACUGGAAUAACAACUGCUGUGCGUGGCAGGUAGCUGUUGAUGUCACCAACUGUGGAGGAUUUUAUGUGUACAACUUGUUCGAAAAACCUCCUUGCCAUUCAGUGUACUGUGGUGAUGCAUGAUGUGACAUGCAGUUAAUUGAAUGUCAGAUGUGAUGAUUGCAAAGCUUGCCAUGUUAGUUGGAUAAGAUAAUGUCUACAGUUCAUCAUUCUAUAAAGACCAGAAUAAUUUGAACUCAAUUUUGUUGUUCUCUAAGCUGCUGAUGUUUGUGAAA